Molecule: messenger RNA, 1086 nt
Organism: Penaeus monodon (black tiger shrimp)
Lineage: Eukaryota; Metazoa; Arthropoda; Malacostraca; Decapoda; Penaeidae
Product: glutamine synthetase-like
Exons: 2
Coding region: 1-1086 (361 amino acids)
Cellular component (GO): cytoplasm
Molecular function (GO): glutamine synthetase activity
Source: RefSeq, a predicted model, not a curated record
AUGGCGUCGCUCACCAACAAGACAGUGCUGGACCGAUUCCUGAGGCUGGGCAUCCCUGACGCGAAGUGCCAGGCGAUGUACGUGUGGAUAGACGGCACGGGAGAGAACGUGCGGUGUAAGACGAGGACGCUGGACUUCGUGCCCAAAGCUCCUUGUGAGCUCCCGAUCUGGAACUUCGACGGGUCGUCCACGGGCCAGGCCGAGGGCAGCAACAGCGACGUGUACCUGCACCCAGUGGCGCUCUACCGGGACCCCUUCAGACUGGGCAACAACAAGCUGGUGCUCUGCGAGACCUACAAGCACAACAAGAAGCCAACGGAGUCUAACCAGCGAUGGAAAUGCCUGGAAGUCAUGCAGAAGGCGAAGGAUCAGCACCCUUGGUUCGGCAUUGAACAGGAGUACACUCUUCUCGACUUCGACCUGCACCCCCUGGGCUGGCCCAAGAAUGGCUACCCUGGGCCCCAGGGGCCUUACCACUGCGCUGUCGGGGCCAACAAGGUCUACGGACGCGACGUGGUGGAGGCCCAUUAUAGGGCCUGCCUGUACACGGGUAUCAAUAUCUUCGGCACAAAUGCUGAGACGAUGCCCGCCCAGUGGGAGUUCCAGGUGGGGCCGUGCGAGGGCAUCACGAUGGGCGACGACCUCUGGAUGGCGCGCUAUCUCCUGCACAGAGUCGCCGAGGACUUUGGGGUGACGGUCAGCCUGGACCCAAAGCCCGUGACCGGUGACUGGAACGGCGCCGGCAUGCACACCAACUUCUCCACGGAGGCCAUGCGAGCACCAAACGGCAUCACGGCCAUUGAGACGGCCAUCGAGAAGCUCGGCAAGGUCCACGAGAAGCACAUCAAGGCCUACGACCCCCACGGAGGCAAGGACAACGAGCGCCGCCUCACAGGGCGACACGAGACGUCCUACAUCCACGACUUCUCCGCCGGCGUGGCCAACAGGGGCACCUCCAUCCGCAUCCCCAGGGGCGUGGCGGAAGACAAGUGCGGCUACCUGGAGGACCGCCGCCCCUCGUCCAACGCCGACCCCUACGUCGUGUCCGAGAGGCUCGUCCGCACCAUCUGCCUCGACGAGAGUUAA